AUGGGUACAUAUUGGAAUUCUAAAGAUUCUCAUACUCAGAGCGCUAACGAACAAUCAAUUGAGAUGAAGCUUACCGUCGAUGACUUAAUGGCACUAAAAGAAGCCUUUUCAGUGCCUGGAAAGGGCUAUAAUGGUCUUUUGGCACUGAACAAGGAGCAAUUUAUUGAGGCACUCACAAUAAUCCUAAAUCGUGGCUCGCGACAAGAGUAUGAUGAAUUAUUUGACAAAAUUGAUGUAUCAGCGGAGGGUGUUGUUGAUUGGGACAAAAUAGCAGCACACUUUAUAGUUGACUGCCAUGAAAGGGAUGAAAGGAGCAACUCCAUAUCAAUACCACAGUGGAAGGAACUAAAAACACUUCAUAGUCCGCAUAAAGAUAACAUUCAGAAAAUCACUAGGCUGAAUAACUUCGAGCGGUAUUUAAGUAUAAGCAAGGAGGGAUUGGUUGUUAUGUAUGGUUUGGAUAUGCAUCCUCAAAAGUCGAACAAAAUUUCCACUGAUUUAUGUAAGCAGCGUGAUCUGUGGGUGUCCGAUGCUGUUACUAUGCCCAAUAUAAAUAAGAUGGCUUUUUUACUUUCCAGCAGGGAAAUUUUAUUCUCAACUCUUAAUUUAAAAUUGGAGUUGCAAACGACUAUAAAACUUGUUGAUUUACCGUCGAUUCCUGUCUGUGCUGACUACUGGUACAAUUCAGAAAAUCAUAAUGAGGCUUUUCUGCUUUGGGGAGAUACCGAUGGAUAUGUAACCAUUAUAUUUUGGCGAUUCGCUCAAACUAUCCUUUUUGAACGUCCUCCCAAUCUACCUCAAGAUAAGGAAGAGUCUACAAUUGUUGUUCACUAUUUGACUGUUUCAAAGAGCUCAGAAGCUGCGAUCAUUAGACGGUUUAAGAUACACAAUGAUUGGGUGCGUCAAGUGCGAUACAUCCCACAGCUGGAUUGUCUUAUAAGCUGUGCAACUCAGUGGAAUAGUGCACUAGCCAUUUCUUGGUUGGAAAGAUUAGCUCCUGGCCCAGAUGGAACAAUGGAAGAGAGUUUUGUCCGAACCCUUACCCAUGUGUCUAGAUUCUACAUCCACCAAGGUAUCAAUGGAUUUGACUACCACAGCGAUUUAUCUCUAAUUGCAACGGCGGGAAUAAACUAUCAUAUCAACUUGUGGAAUCCUUACGUUACUUCGAAACCCAGCGGGUUACUGCGAGGUCAUUCAGCUCCUGUUGUGGCUGUUCAAUUUCAAACAAAACGACAACGACUUUUAAGUUUUUCUAAGGAUAACGUCCUUCGUGUUUGGGACACCCAGCUGCAAGUCUGCAUACAAAAGUUGGCGGGAAUUUAUCCCAAAAGCCUCGAUGUCUAUUACAAGACUUACUUUCACGAGGAAAAAGGCAGACUAUUUAUUGCUUACAAUGCAACGCUGGGAGUGCUGCAAAUGAAGCCAGAAAUUACCGACCGUAUCUUUACGCAUAACGACCCAGUUGUUGGUGUUAUUGUUACGGUUGGUCAAGGAGGUAGAAUGUCCUACUGGUUGGUGGAAAGCGGGCAACGCGUUAAAAAUCUUAGCCAGUGUCAUGGCAACGCUGAAAUAACGUGUCUUUCGCAGGAUGCAACUUAUACCCGACUAUACACUGGCAGUACUAACGGCACUGUCAAGGUCUGGGACAUGAAUGGAAGCUGUCUGCACACACUGGUGUGUCCACAUAAUACCUUCUUAGACGUCGCCCAAGUGGUGAUUCUUAAAAGAGCAGUGAUCGUGAUGGGCGGUUCGAAGCACUUUAUCAUCUUCAGAUCAACCAAUUUUGGUGAUCACUACGUCUUCCCCUCAGAGUGGAAGAGCCCUCCUCAACACAAAGAUGAUGUUAUGGCAGGAUGCCCUCUACCUCCGCAUAGCCUUAUAACAGGCUCCUACGAUGGUGAGUUGAUUGUCUGGAACACCAAUUCCGAACUCUUCUCCCGACGCAUGAAUCAGCGAUGCAGUCCGAACUCAGAGACGUAUUCAGAGAUGUUGUACAACAUAUCCCGUGUGGUUCUACUGACUGCUCGAACAACAAUCAAAUCGGGGAGCAGCAAAGGAGCAAACGUUGUAUCCUGUGGAGGAAGUGGCUACGUUCGCUUUUGGAAUGCCUACGAGUGCAUUCUUGUCGGCGAGUUCGCGGCUCAUCCCAAAGUAAGCAGUAUUGUCAUGGCCGUUGACCCAUCAAAUGGGAUGCUAGCGACAGCUGAUGUAGAGGGAAAUGUGAAGGUGUGGAACAUUGCCACGUACUGUCUGGUUGAGGGUGAAGAGAAAUGCAUGUAUGAACCCCCAUUACUUUCAAAGUGGAAAGCUCAUCUCGACUUGAUCACCGAUCUGGUGUUUUGUGUACGACCGGAGAAACGCGCUGUUCUCACCACCGCUAGUUCCGACUGCUCUGUUUGCCUCUGGAGUAUUGACGGUCAACGUCUAGGGAUCUUUGGUCAGGCAGAGCGAUGGAAACUCGACCUCUACCAGAGGGACAUGACAACUGGAUCUGUCUUCAGUCAGGAGACAAAAUCCCAAUUCUCAGUCGAAAAAGAAAGCGAAGAAGACUCCAAAAAGAAUUUUAAUGAACCCGAUGAUUUUGAUCCGUUUGCUAGUCUCCCAGGAAGGAAUUUCAACUUCGGAAUCAAGGACGUCUUAGGCGAUGGAAAGAUUACAUCAGAAAGUGAUCUCACUCGUAUUCGGAACAAUCUGACUGUUUGGGAUAAGACCUGCCUUGGCGAGGAGUACCGAAAAAUACGACUGGAGAAACCAAUGCGUCAACAGCCACGAAUUCUAGUCGAGAUGCCCUUCCUCUAUGCCGACAAACUGGGACGACCGAAUUACGGACCCUACUACUCGGUGGGAAUUAGACCACUGAUGAAACAGAAGGGCUUGCAGAUGCCGGAUUUUAUGAUCAAUCCAGUGAAGUAUUUUGCAAACAGGGAAGACUAUACCGGCACCAGUGCUCUUUACUCACACAGCAAACUGCCCUUGGUUGAAAAAUACGUAUACAAUCAAUUGAAUGCCAACUCUUCUGUUGCUCCGAAGAAGAUUUUCACCGGAAAAGACCUAUUCCCUAAGUACCUUCUGGAAUUUGAUGAGCAACUUCAUCAGGUCAAUCAAUAUGUCACUAGAGAUAGAGUCUCUUUGAGUGAGCACAAAGUGGAGAAGGAGUCAAUGGAAGGGAACAGCGCUUGGCGGUGGACCGCUGCAAAACGAAAUUCCCUACAGAAGAUUCCGGAGAAUGCUUAA
Molecule: messenger RNA, 3234 nt
Organism: Echinococcus granulosus
Lineage: Eukaryota; Metazoa; Platyhelminthes; Cestoda; Cyclophyllidea; Taeniidae
Product: WD repeat-containing protein 49
Exons: 25
Coding region: 1-3234 (1077 amino acids)
Molecular function (GO): protein binding
Source: RefSeq, a predicted model, not a curated record